AAAUUAAUUUGCAGGUAGGAAAUCGACCGUAAGAGAUCGCUGGUUUCUAUGUAGCAAGGUAAAAGCGCAUCACACACAUUCGGAUCGACGUGAACGGGAAUACGUAAGAAAACCUCGUUCAUUGAGCAACGAUUCGAGUAGAUUCGCGCGUAAUCGUUCUCCGUGCUACGCAAGAAAUCGAUUAUAUUCUUACGGAGUAGUUGCCGCGUGAUCGCACUUAAGUAGUUGCUGACACCAUUUCUAUGUACUAUUACGAGAUAUCACUAAAAAACACCACCAUCUAGUAAACACUUUCUCAAUCGCUAAAUUUAUUCUAUCUAGAACGUUCAACCUCUCGAAAAUGUCCAAUAGAAGUUCCACAUUAACACUUUACAGGAAACUUCUCUUUUUUUCCAUAUCCAGAAAACAUUGUUCAUGUCAUGUAACUUCCAACUAUUUUAUAUCAUUCGAUAAAACUUCAAAUGCCUCGAAUAUAAAGAAACUUUACUCACAGAACCUCCCUCGAAUCCGGAGAACAUUUUCUAUCUACAUUUCACAUGUCAUGCAAUUUCCACGAGCAACUUCAAUUUUCACGUUUCCAUCCUUUUUCAAUUCGAAGAAACUCUACAGAUCUUGGGGAAGUCUGCCUCAAAAUUUAAAGACCGGCCUUCACCCACGUGUCACAUCUUACGUAAGUUGCACAAUUAAUAAAACUUCGACGUUUACACUUCAAAAAAUCCUUCCGCGUUUUACAAAUCCGACUAAACUCCGCGAAGACAUUUCACAAACUGUUGGUUCGUUCAAAAGUCAGUGCUCGAGUUGUACGUUUUCUGCUCGGUCCAUUGACCACCCCCGGAACUGGAUGUCCGCCGCAAGCGUUAACCCCAUCGCGACCGAACUUUCGAUUUACUUGGACGUUCGACAUUCGAAAGGAACUUUCUACGCGGAAAGCACUACCAAUCGUUGGUGCUGAAGCAUACAGGGCUACGAAACCGUGACGAUGACCUUGCGGAGGACGCGACUCGACACGGAAGAAAAAUAGGACGACGCCACGCACCGGUCUUGGUGGCGUACUAAAUGUCGCAAUCGGUCGGACGCCGUUCGUUUGAACGCGACGACGAGGAAGGGGCCGAACACUUUCUCUCGACGAUCGACUCGAACCAGCGGCAGCAGGCCUACGGUCGCCCGGAGGAACACUCGACCACGAGUUUUUACCAAAGGAACAGCUAGACUAACGUCACGUUUUCUACCGGCGAUCCUCUACAUCACAACUGUCACGUAGAACAGAUAGCGUUCUAAGAUGCAAAUGACAAAUGCGUGUUUGAUCCUGGGAUGUUGCUUCCUUGCGGUGACGUUGGUGAACGCGGCACCGGGUCCAGAGGAACCUGCCUUCCACCUUCCGGUGCAGUUGAUCGGCUUCCCCGUGAUUACAGCCGCUGUGAGGAUCACUAAUUUCGUGAAGAAACUUGCGUACUCGUUGAACCCAGAGACUUACGUCAACCGAGUAAGACGAGAUCUGCCUCUGGUACACGACGAAGAAAUUCUAGAUGUUAGCCAAGUGGAGAAGAAGUUGAUAUCGGAGUUGGGCAGUAACGUUUGCGUUUACGAGAGAAUCUGCGCCAAGUACGCGGCCGAAACUCUGCAGAAACGAAGUCGGCAACGAGCUUUGGACUGGGAUGUCGUUUUCAGCGAGUACAAAUCAUCGCCGAACCCGAUGAAGGAGAAUUAUUUAUUGAGCGUGUUCCUGGGCGACAUCAUAGGAAGCCCGCGACUCUGUCAUCAGCUGGCGAAACGAGGGAGAGGCUGCGACGAGGCCACGCUCUCGGAUUAACUGUAAACCGUACCAUUUAC
Molecule: messenger RNA, 1830 nt
Organism: Bombus terrestris (buff-tailed bumblebee)
Lineage: Eukaryota; Metazoa; Arthropoda; Insecta; Hymenoptera; Apidae
Exons: 4
Coding region: 1280-1810 (176 amino acids)
Source: RefSeq, a predicted model, not a curated record